AUGGAUUCGAAUAUCUUCCGGAUCGUGUCGCAGUACCACCAGCGACUCGCCGGAGUAACUUUGCCCAAGAUUGCGCAGACCAAGUACUCUUUGCUAGCAUUUGAUGGUUUGAGUGAUUGGAAGCGUCUUAGUCCGAGACUCAAAGAACAUGAGAGAAGCGUCGAGCAUUUUACAAACAUGAAUACAUGGAAUGAACUAAGGUCGAGAUUGAGCAAAAAUAAAACGAUUGAUGCUGAUAUGCAACGAGAGAUUGCAAAGGAAAAGGAGCGUUGGAGACAGGUAUUGCAAAGAAUAAUUUCAGCAGUCAAGUUUCUUGCAAAACGUAAUUUGGCAUUUCGAGGAUCAAUUGAGAAGUUGUAUCAUGAUAGUAACGAUGCCGUGAAAAAGGUUAUCUUAAAGAUCAUCAAGGAUGCAAAGUACUUCUCUGUUAUCUUGGACUGUACCCCGGAUGUUAGUCAUGAAGAGCAAAUGACACUCAUUGUGCGUUGUGUCAACCUAUCAAGUAACAUUCCGAGAGUGGAAGAGUUUUUCCUAGAGUUCUUGAAGGUUGAUGACACAUCAGGUUUGGGGCUUUUUAAUGUACUGCUGGAUAUACUUGAUUCUCUUGAUUUGGAUGUUGCUAAUGUGAGAGGGCAAGUUGUUGAUGCUGCAAUUGCUUCACUGGAGGAUCGGUUUGAGCAGUUGAACGCAUUUGCAAAGGUUCUCCAAGUAACAUUGCCGGAUGAUUUGUCGGCGCUUGAGAUUCUUCAGUUCGUUACAACUGCUGAUUGCUAUCCAAAUGUGUCGGUUGCAUAUCGCAUCCUCUUGACUAUACACUGUGAUCGUAGCCUCGAGCUGAAAGAAGUUUCUCUAAGCUGA
Lolium rigidum is the source of this 858-nucleotide messenger RNA. RefSeq lists its product as uncharacterized. The coding region runs from base 1 to 858 and encodes 285 amino acids. NCBI's taxonomy places the organism in Eukaryota, Viridiplantae, Streptophyta, Magnoliopsida, Poales, Poaceae. The record is from RefSeq and is a predicted model, not a curated record. The transcript has 5 exons.